AAAUACACUUGCUUUGCUUCUUUUGCAUAGCUUGUGACUUCAGCAAGUAACAUUCAAAAUAUUAGCUCCUCCUAUGUCUGUUGUUGAAGUAAAUGGUGAAACUUCAGAGGGAGUCGGUCCACAAACAAUGAGUCAAAGAUGACAGAGGCAGGAGGAUGAAGCAAGAAGGAAGGAAUAGCAGAAGCCCAAAUAUUACAAGCUGCCUGGCUGUUUCAUGCAUAUAAAGCUGCCUGAUUAGCAUCCAUAGAGGGAAAAUACACUCCCACCAACUUGGAUCUUCUCCAGACAUAUCAUUUCCGGAAGAAUAUUCUUUGAUAUUUCUCUCUCUCUGUGAUUCUUAUGUGCACAGGAGAGAGAGGGUGGAAUAGCACAGCAGCAGGAGAGAACCACCUGAAAGGGGAUUUCACAGCAUUUAUGAACUUCAGGCUUUAGAAUGAUUCCUGUAGUUUGGAUUGGUGCUUUCCUCCUCCUUGGCACAGCAAAAGCCAAUGAAGUCUGCUAUAAACGUCUAGGUUGCUUUUCUGAUAAGCCCCCUUGGUCAGGAAUACCUGGGAGAAAGCUAUUUGGCUUACCAGCAUCUCCUGAAAGUAUGAAUAUCUCUUUUUCGCUUUUCACUAGAGAGACUGGGAAUCUUUCACAGAAACUGUUAUACAAUGAAAGAUCAACUGUUCGAAAUUCUUAUUUCUCUCCAUUGAGGAAAACUCACUUUGUUAUCCAUGGAUUUACCAGCACCGGAAAAUAUGGCUGGGUUGUGGAGAUGUGCUUGCUGCUGGUGAAGGUGGAGAACGUAAACUGCAUUGCUGUAGAUUGGGAAGAUGGUGCCAAAUGUACCUACUUCACAGCCGCAAGCAACAUUCGUGUUUUAGGGGCUGUAACAGCUUAUCUUAUCAACACUUUAAUGAAAGCGUAUCACUAUUGUCCAUCCAAGAUCCACCUCAUUGGUCAUAGUCUUGGUGCUCACACUGCUGGAGAAGUAGGAAGACGACUUCGAGGCGUUGGCAGAAAAUUUACAGGCAUUGGCAGAAUAACUGGCUUGGAUCCAGCUGGGAUAGGUUUUGAAGGUUUCCCUGAUAUGGUCAGGCUGGAUCCUUCUGAUGCUCAGUUUGUGGAUGUCAUACAUACCAAUGCUGGAAAGUUUCCCACGAUAGGAUUUGGUAUGUUCAACGCCACUGGUGAUCUUGACUUUUACCCUAAUGGUGGAAGGGUUAUGCCGGGAUGUGAUGAGAAGAAUACAACACUAGUUCAAACUGACUUUGAGGACUUUGAUACAGAAAUGCAAGGUGUUGGAAACUGCCACCACUCAAGAAGCCAUGAGUACUAUAGGUACAGCAUUCUCUUUCCUGGAGGAUUUGUUGCUUACCCAUGUGAAACAUAUGAAUCCUUCAAAGAGGGAAACUGCUUUCCAUGCCCCAGAGAAGGCUGCCCAAUGAUGGGCCACUAUGCUGAUCGGUUCCGUAAUAAACUGAGGAUGAACAACCCAAAGUACUUUUUAGAUACAGCACCUAAGAAGCCAUUUACCAGCUGGCUAUAUAAUAUAUCGGUCAAGCUAUCUGGAAUGACAGGCGUGAAGGGAGAAAUGGACAUAGCUUUCCAAACGAAAGAUGGAAAGACAAAAGAAUACCAAAUUGGGAGUGGCAGCCUUAACCAAGGGCAAACCUACUCAAAGCUCAUCAGUGUCGAAAUUAAUCCUGCAAAAGCUUCACGAGUUGAAUUUAUUUGGCAUAAGAAAUUCUUCACUUUACUCUGGGUUAAACUGGGAGCUGAAAGAGUGCGCCUAGUCCGUGGAGAGGAUGGGCAGGAAUCUUUCUUUUGUGGCAGUGGGACAGCAACUGAUGGAGUUCCUCAAAUACUUACACCUUGCUGAGCAUUAAAAGGACCGAUAUGAAAUAAGCAGCACAAAGACGGCACACAAAAAGCUACCACACUAUUCCACAUUCUCAGAACAUUAAAAGGAAGCAGAUUGUAUAUAUCUAAACUACAAGAGCAUAGAACUGCUUUUUUCACUUGGCCACUGAAAGAGCUUGAAUGUCUGAAACAUGUUUGUGCUUCUUUCUUAGUCUGCUCUGUGCAAAAUCAUGGUUUGUUUUUAAAACAAGAAGUCAUUGUUAUAAUUUCUAUCUGCUUUCUAAAUACAUGAAAGUACUAUAAACAUAAAAAAUUGAGGUUUUGAUGUAUACUGGGAGUUCAUUCCUGAUCCAGAAAUAGGGCACAAUAGAUCAGUAGAAAAGAAAGGACACAGCCACGUAGGGUCAUGAUGUGUCCUCAAGAGAGGUCCCCUAGAAGGCAAAGAGACCCUUGAAUUGUUAAUCCUGAGCACCCUCAUUGCACAAAUCCAACCAUGUCUGUACAUUCUGACAACUGAUUGAAUUGAUAUGUCCAAAUGGGGAAGUGUGUGUGUGUGUGUGUGUGUGUGUGUGUGUGUGUGUGUGUGUGUAAUAGGAAUCUGUUGCUCACAUUUCUACAGAGACAUCCUACCUCACAUUUUGACCAUCAAGUAGCACAGCAUGAUAUGUACAUAACAAUAGCUGCUCCAGACUAUAUUGAACCCUCAUGCAAAAUAUUGUAUUUAGUGCUUCGUAGAGAUAGUAUAUUAUUAUCUGUUACAAUAGCUGUGUGCCUUUUAGCUGAAGAGCAGGGGUAUGUAUGCAUUUUUUUCAGACUAAUUAAUGAAUGGCUGCAAAAAACAACAACACAAUAAAGAAAUUGCAAC
Molecule: messenger RNA, 2710 nt
Organism: Zootoca vivipara (common lizard)
Lineage: Eukaryota; Metazoa; Chordata; Lepidosauria; Squamata; Lacertidae
Product: pancreatic lipase-related protein 2
Biological process (GO): lipid metabolic process
Molecular function (GO): protein binding; lipoprotein lipase activity
Source: RefSeq, a predicted model, not a curated record